UCUUGUUUUGAAAGUCUCCCCCGGAAUUGUCAUGUGGCUACACUGUAGGCGGAUGACAUAUGGCAGGCGAGAGACACUGCUCAUCACGGCUGUCUGUUGUUGGAUGCUCGCUCUUUUUGUGUCCUAUUGUUUGUCCGGUUCACUCUGUCAAGACCAGCCCAAACUAACACUUUACUUCUCUCCUAAAAUCUCACUAUUAGAGCGUCACUGCGUCCGUUUUAGCAAAAAAAAAAAACGUGCUUAUUUUGGUAUUAUAUGGUCCGGAGGUCGACUGUGUUAACCGGUUCGAGUGACGGCCGAGCUGAGGGAGACAUGAACCCGCCGAGGAGCCGCAGCAGCCGGGGGAGGAGGACGUGAAAGACCGCUGACACUUCCACUCCGGUCGCCGCCUCGAAGGAUAUUGUCGCCUGGUGUCUGCGACGCGACUCAAUGUGAGGGACACUUUUACCUGCUUCCGGACAGCCUUCAGACAAAUUAGCCACUUCCGGCUUACAUCUAAUGAUUUCUUAUUAGUGGUAUUACCUAGACUGUUAAACAAGAAAACAAUCGGAACACCAUCGAUUUAUUCAAUCCUGGUUAAGCAGUUUUGAAGAUGACACCUGACUUUUUAGUCUUCAACUUUUCUUUGUAGCUUGCCGCACCUGUGUUCCUGUUAUUAUGGAAAAAUGAAGAAUGCACCACGCCAGGCGAUAAAUCAAAUUCCUGAGGCAAACGUCCAUCUUUUGCUGCUGCUCAGGCCCAGGGGCCACUACCCUCCACUUCCACAGGCUCAUCUGUGAGCACCUCUACCUGGGCAGCCAGACUCCCAAGAACGCCUUGCAGAAGGGAAGGAAAGGAUUGGAUUCGGGGGAUUGUUAUUCCGGGGACAGGCGGAGGACGACAUGGGGUGCUGCAGUGGCAGGUGCACCCUGGCCUUCAUCUGUGGCAUGCAGCUGAACAUCUGGACUUCCUUCACAGGCGUGUUUCUGAGAGGACAUCCACCUACAGAAUAUCAUCAAGUCAGCGUCUUGGAGCGUCAGAUCGUUGACUUCCUGGGCUACCAGUGGGCUCCCAUUCUGACCAACUUCCUGCACAUCAUCAUAGUCAUCUUGGGCCUGUUUGGCACCAUCCAGUUCCGACCGCGAUACGUCACUGGGUACGCCGCCUGGCUGGUCGUGUGGAUGACCUGGAAUGUGUUCAUCAUCUGUUUUUACCUGGAGGUUGGAGAUCUGUCCAAGGACUCAGACCUAGUCCUGACGUUCAACCUGUCCAUGCAUCGGUCCUGGUGGAUGGAGAACGGGCCCGGGUGCAGGGUGACCCCCGUCACCCCUCCUCCCUCCUGGGCACCCGAGGACCACCGCUACAUUUCGAUAUCGGGCUGCCUGAUGGAUUUUCAGUUUGUGGAGGUUGCUCACUCCUCGUUGCAGAUCUUGCUGGCUUUGGUGGGGUUCAUCUAUGCCUGCUACGUGGUCAAGAUCAUCUCGGAGGAAGAGGACAGCUUUGACUUUAUAGGGGGCUUCGACUCGUACGGAUACCAAGGACCUCAGAAGACCUCCCACCUUCAACUACAACCUAUGUACAUGUCCAAAUAAAAGACCAGGAACUUCUUUAGAAGAGCUGCCUUACCGCUUUGUUUUGUGUUUGUUUGUUUUUACUCUAAAAGUAUUUUUGAGGAAGGAAACAAGAGGACACCGAGUCCUUCCAGUUUUUCUCUGAUGAAGUAAGAGUGACUUCUGGUGGUGGGAGUCACUAACUACAUUAGCGGUUAUAAGAACAUUUUUGAGCACCUUCAUGGCCAACUACUGGAACUUCCCCUUGCUCUUUAGUGCCUGGUGAGACUUCCUGACAACAACAACAACAACCAAACAAGGAAUGUCUGACAUCUUUUUUUUCUACUUCCUCAAAAAUUUGGAUCGUGGAUGUUAGCAAAGCAUCACAGACAUUUUAAAAAGACACAAAGCGACGUCCAAACGUGCUAAAACGAAUUCAUGUUUACAUCUUUGACAAGACUUUUUUAAUCAAACAACUGUUUGUGCUUUUUCAGACCUCGGUUGUCUGAAUAAUUUGUCUUCCAGCCACAAGAGGCGGGCAGGAAGAAGACCAGGUAGAGGUCAGGCAGCCUUUUUUGCUUUCUUUUUUUUUUAUUGUUUGCCAGUAGCAUCCAUCCCUAACUAAGAAAUGCUCCAAAGUUGACGUGUUGGCUCGACACAAAUGACAAUCACAGUCAGGGCGGCCUCCAUUUGUAUCUCAUUUAAAGUCAAAAAACAAUGUUUAAUUCUUAAAGA
This is a messenger RNA of Nerophis ophidion (straightnose pipefish), 2264 nucleotides long. RefSeq names its product sodium/potassium transporting ATPase interacting 2 (gene nkain2). NCBI's taxonomy places the organism in Eukaryota, Metazoa, Chordata, Actinopteri, Syngnathiformes, Syngnathidae. The transcript has 8 exons. The record is from RefSeq and is a predicted model, not a curated record. Gene Ontology annotation, biological process: regulation of sodium ion transport. Bases 882 to 1571 code for a protein of 229 amino acids.